Molecule: messenger RNA, 1131 nt
Organism: Zymoseptoria tritici IPO323
Lineage: Eukaryota; Fungi; Ascomycota; Dothideomycetes; Mycosphaerellales; Mycosphaerellaceae
Exons: 1
Coding region: 59-478 (139 amino acids)
Source: RefSeq, a predicted model, not a curated record
GUGUGGGAGGGUGGUGACCGGUGCAGAAAGAAAUAUCGUGGCGGAAUGUGAAGCCACAAUGUUGGUUGAGGUCGGCGGACUGGAGGUGGCGGUCGAGGUCUUUCUCGUUGGCGAAGAAGAUUUGACACUCCUCACACUUGUGGCGUUUUUGGGUGAAGUCCAUAGAGUGCUGGCCAAUAUGCUGAGCGAGCUCGCCGCUACCAGAACGAAAGACGUCUCCGCAGAGAUCGCAGGACUCUUGUGGAAGUUCGGAGACAGGUCGUUGGAGAAGGGUCUUGACAUAUGCCAUGGUCUGAUCGACGUGAAUUACGUCGUUGAAGCCAAAGUCGAAGCCGUCAAAUUCGCAGCCAGAGUCACAGCGUGGUUGAUCGUCCUUGUUCCAGGUAUAGUCGCCUUGGUAGAUCCAGUAGUAUUGAGAUUUGGAAGGGCCGACAGACUCGUCAACAUACGCCUCGUCGAUCUCCGGAGCAAACGAUGAUUGGAGCAUGCCAUCGCAUCCUCCAAGACCGCUCGCGAGGUGGGUGGGCAGGUAGUCAGCAAGGAACAUGUCGCCACACUCUGGACAUGCCUCCAUGUGGUUGCUGUGCCGUGUGCCAACAUGCUCGCGUUGUGGAGAGUCCAAUCCAAGAUCGUAUUGCAAGGAUCUUUGCCGAAUUGACGAGUCAUCCUCGAUGGACUUGACGAAACGUUCCUUGGAAGAUUCACCAGACAGCAUUUGAGCAGCCAAGUUGUGAAACUUCAAGACGUCUACAUCUUGAUCGGUGGUUGAGAAAUGGAAGCCGGGUAGUAGUUCAGGCAUGUCGUAGGAUUGUGGUGUCAUGGGUCGGUCGAUGCUUUCUUCGGAGGAUCGUGGAGAGUAUGAUAGACCAGGUGGACUACGGUCUAGUAUUGGUGAUUCUCCCUCCAGGAUGAAUCCAUUGCGUUUUGGUGAGCGAGGCAUCAUCUUGAUGUGAGGUGUGAGGUGAGGCUGGCACCUCAGUCAAACGGUCGCUUAGUCAAACGGCGGGGUGGCAGGUAAGAGGUGGAUGCAACGGCGAAGAGAGGGUCAGUACAUCAUAUAUCACCAGAGGUGUGAUGAUGAGCUGGCUCCUGGCAGUCAAUCAUGAGGUGGCGCUGCAGAAAAGCUUUGCG